Somion occarium is the source of this 1210-nucleotide messenger RNA. The record is from the annotation of a GenBank genome assembly. NCBI's taxonomy places the organism in Eukaryota, Fungi, Basidiomycota, Agaricomycetes, Polyporales, Cerrenaceae.
GCGAUUGCACUUUCCUCUUACUUUCAUUGGCUCACUGCAGUACUGGUCUCCAUCGAAUUCUUCUGGCUCUUACGGUUACUACUCUACCUAUAGGCCUAUCUGCGCGGCUGUACCAUCGCUAUACCUUGCCAUCAUAAUGUCUUCGAAAUACGACUCAAGACGCGAUCGAAGUAGAGAAAGAGGAGACCGUGAAAGACUACCCAGACAUCGCGAACCUCUUCCUCCCCCCCGCCCUCGAUACAGUAGGUCCAGGUCAAGAAGUCCACGUAGAGCUGACUACCGAGACAGAGACCGCGAUCGACGAUACCCUGACAGAGGGGACUCCGGAAGAGUCAGAGGUGACGAUAGACGAGGCGGAGAUAGAAGAGAUGACAGAAGGAGAGAUGACAGAGAUAGAAGGGACAUUAGGGAUCACGACUAUAAACACGACCGGGACGAUAAGAGAGACCUAGGACGACGCGAGCCCGGGAAGGAACGAGAACGAGAUUCUAGAGGCGACAUCCGCACCCAGGAACGUACACGUGAACUACAGAAGGCAAGUGAAGAUAUUCGCCCACCAACAGGAGAUAGAGAUACACCGCAACCUUCCCAUGCAGGACCAUCUGCUUCCGGGGCAGAAUCGAAACCACGCCAGGACUCCGAAGUUCCUUUGGAGGACGGCCAGGAAGGCGAAAUCAUGGACGUCACUGACGAAGCUGACGAAGCUAUGAUGGCUAUGAUGGGCCUAGCUGGCUUCGGAACUACAAAGGGAAGGCAUGUUGAAGGUAAUCAAGAAGGCGCUGUUGACGUCAAGAAAAUGCGUACAUGGCGACAGUACAUGAACCGACGUGGAGGAUUCAACAGGCCUUUGGACAAAAUCAAGUAGUCUGCGAUGCACAUUGUGCUUCGAACUUCUUUCUGCUUUUCGAUGCGUUCUGAGUUAAGUUGUUUUCGCACAUUGGACGAUCUGGUUUGCUUCUAUCUCAAUAUCGACAGCACGCCGAGAAGUUGCAGGUGCACCGUCCGCUCAGUAGGUCAUCCGAGUGCUAAUCGAUUCCAAGCAGCACUUUUACCUUAUGUGUGGCUCGUUGCGUCAAUACUGCAGGACGUCCCUGCUUUCGUUCGCUCCUUAGCUUACACUACCUGUAAUGAUGAUUCGGAGUAACGUUUAUGAAUUCAUGUAACGAUCACAGCAAAGAAUGCACGGUAUUAUGCAGUCCGAGUAGCAUUC